Messenger RNA from Rhipicephalus sanguineus (brown dog tick), 4442 nucleotides. RefSeq names its product zinc finger protein 157. Bases 287 to 1486 code for a protein of 399 amino acids. Gene Ontology annotation, cellular component: nucleus. Gene Ontology annotation, biological process: regulation of transcription by RNA polymerase II. The transcript is spliced from 5 exons. The record is from RefSeq and is a predicted model, not a curated record. Gene Ontology annotation, molecular function: DNA-binding transcription factor activity, RNA polymerase II-specific; RNA polymerase II cis-regulatory region sequence-specific DNA binding. Lineage: Eukaryota; Metazoa; Arthropoda; Arachnida; Ixodida; Ixodidae.
CACAGAAUAAAGGCGGAGUCGCGGAGUUUAUUUUGCGGUCUAGUCCACAAAUGGCAAAUUAGGCACUGCGAUCUCAGAAUUUUUGGCGUGACUGAUACUUGCUGUUGCGCCGCAAAAGUAUUUCGUCUCCCAGGCUCUGUUCACGGACUUUGCUGCAGCACCAAUUUCCCAAGGAAGAGGCUCGAACCUGAGCUACAAGCCUUGUGCCAGUGGCCAACCAAGCGACUGGGCGCAGCCUUCGAGCGAGAGCUUCGUGUAUUCGCGGGACUUCGAGUGCUUUGAGGGCAUGCACAACGACGAGAUGCAUGUCACCAGUGAACGGCUACUUAAACAGAGUUCUAUGUCCACCCUGUACUGUGACGGCAUUGAUGAUACCAGCAGUGGCGGUGCGCCUGCGGAGACUCUUGUCGAUGUCCGUGCCGAUUUCGGGAUGGGAGACAGUGGUGGACAUGAUGCUCAGGUUUCUCACAUGCUGCCUGUGGAUAGAGUGGCUAAUACAGGAAUGGCGCAGAGGAGGUGUCUCUGUGGUCAAGUGGCCAGCAUGGAUGCUGCAAGCCAGAUGCCAGGUUGGAAAGUGCGCAGAGAGGUGUCCAUACAGUGCAACUUGCUUCCUCUGCCUCCCCCACCAUUAAUGUUUGCCGAGUCAUCAUGCGCACCGAGUCAGAAUUACUCACAUCUUCCCUCGAGGGAGGCAGUGGACCAGCAUAGUGGAGCAACGGGCAGUGCCGAGAGUCAGGAUGGCACGCAUCUCCCCUUGGGGAAGACAGUGGACCAGCAUAGUGGAGCAACGGAGAGUGCCGAGAGUCAGGAUGACUCGCAUUUCCCCUCGAGGGAGACAGUGGACCAGCAUAGUGAAGCAAUGGACAGUGCCGACGGUCAGAAUGACUCGCGUCUCCCCUCGAGGGAGGCAGUGGACCAGCGUAGUGGAGCAAAUGACAGUGCCGAGAAGGUGAACAACGCUGUUGCCAUGAGAGGAGAAGUGGAGCAACUGCGUUGCUAUCUGUGUCCUUUCACAACGAAAUCGAAGUACACAUUGAAGGACCACGUGCUGAAUCACAUCGACGAAAGGCAUAUGCAAUGCCCCAUCUGUUUAGGGAAAUUCGCGAAAAAAUAUAAUCUCUUUCGUCACAUGCAACGGACACAUCCUGGUGGAAAACUGUACAAGUGUGACCUGUGCCCAUACAAAGCAGCCGACUCUAGCUCCUUGACGCUGCACAUGGCAAACCAUACCGGACACAAGGAGUUUGCGUGCGGCGUGUGCCCGUAUGUCACUUCUCGUAAUUGUGACAUAAGGAAACAUUUACGCAUUCACACGGGUGACAGGCCUUACAAGUGUGACAAGUGUUCCUACGCUGCGGCCAUCCAGAGCACACUGAAUAGACACAUACGUUCAAAACAUGCUAAAGAAUCUUCAAAAGAAAUGAGUCAUGCCUUGCUUGUAAAAGUGCGAGAAAGAGACUCGGGAGAGAUGGCAUUGAAAGUGUAAGGUUGGUUCAGCUGAAUCAAUUAGUGCUGAAAAUGUCCAGUUCAACGUACAGUCAAACUUACCAUUGUGAAUAAAGUUUCUGCAGCCAAGAUUAAAAUCGCAACCUCUUGCUAAGUUGUGCAAACCGCCAUCGCCACUACGCCACGGAAGAAGGGGAUUUGGUUGGCGUUGCAUGGACUUCCGUCAGUGCAGUGCCAACAAAACCACCUUGCACCGUUGCACUGUGCUUGUGACAGGCCCGUAGUCAGCCCCCCCCCCCCCCCCCGAAAUUUUGAUGACACAUGGUGUUUUAUCGAAAAUGAAUCAUGAAAAUAGGCGUUUUUAUCAAAUAGUCAAGGUUUUCAGCAAGUGCCCCCCCCCCCCUGAAAAAAAUUCCUGGUUACGGGCCUGGCUUGUGAUGUUCAGAAACCUUUCUAGGGCAUCCUAGCAUUCCACUAUAAGGAGUGUGAUUGUGUGUCUGAAUAUUCGUGUAUGUAAAUUAACAAGACUGCAUAGGUAUGUUAUCAGAAACAAAUGAUUUAUGUAGCACAUUAAAUAAGUUGAUGUGAUAAAUAUGCUUACGUUGUGACACGAACCUGCUUAUGUUUUUCACGAAGUUGUAGUAAUAAAAUGACACAGCCAAAUUAAGUAAAAGCAUCACGAAAACUAGAUAAAAUGAGUAAGGUUUAUUAUAGACAAAGGAAAAUGAACGAUACCAUAGCUGGACCCAUUUCUAAAGUAGCAGUUGAAGUGGCAGGUAAAGCAAGCUCACUCCAACCACAAAAGAGAUAAAGACGUGCUGUUUGUUUUCUAACAAACAGCACAGAAUAUAAAGCAUCAGAAAAAAAGGAGGACACAAACAACAAAGGUAAAGAACGACAGAUGAAAGUAACUGCUACAAGACAUAAAACACAAUUUGCUCAGUUAGCAAAGCUGAUCAACAAAGCGAAACUCAGUGGUGGUGGGGGUCAAACUUUAUUUCUGAAAAAGGGGUCCUAAAGGACUCUCGGCUAAAAGCUAGGUGUAGAGGACACUUCCAACGUUGGGGCAGAGAGUCCUAGGCUCUCCGCGACCUCGCGGGCGUUCUGGACGCCCCAUGAUUGAUCUUGAAGCACAUUACUUUUGAGCAUUAUGUCUCAUUGGCCCUUGUUCUUUGGGAAAGUCGCAUGUUGCACAGCCACAUAGCAUGCGACUUAAGUCAACAUUCCCACCUCACUUAUCACACACAAAAACACUUUCGUAACUGUGCCGAUAUGCCUCACACUCCAGGCACUGGGGUGCGAACCCGUUCGUAGCAUAUGCGUAAGGUAACCGACUGUCCUCUAGUGAGCUUCUUGUCCGGUAGAGGAAACUCUCUUCGACUUAGGUAAAAAUACUUAUUUCGUUGUAAGUUAGCAUGAUUGCUGCAGCGCUAAAGACGAAGACGAAAGGAACACAGAGUGCACAGGACGAGCGCUGUCUUUAGUGCUGCAUCAAUCAUGCAGGCAUUCAAACUAGCCCAACUUUCCUUUCUGCUGCUGUAAGUUAGCAGCUGAGCUGCUUUUAGCGCAGGAUUUAGAACUGCAGCAAUCGCUGCACAAAAACGACAUUAGUGCUGUUUUAAGAGCGGAGCUCUUUAAAGCUUUUCGUUGCGCCGGGUAGUGCAAACAGUAAUUAUCAUCAUCAUCAUGAACUGGUACGCGGUCGCUUCGUCUUUUUCUGCUUUACUUCUGCUUUACUCCCACAACACGUGCGCCGAUUUGUACUCUUCUUCAUUUGCUUCGCUCCCAAAACACGUGUGCAGAUUCCUUCAGUGUGGCCUGUAAUAACCUUGACGGGUGAGAGGAGACAACGAGUGCAGAGAGAGAGAGAAAGAAACAGAGAGACAGAAAGAAAGAUCUAAAGGAAGAGGAAAUCGUGGCGAAAAAAGAUGUCUGAUGAGGCGGCGAGAUUUGAACCUGGGUACCCAUGAUCAGAAGGCUAGCGUCCUAACCAGUCGGCUUUCCACGCACGCUCGCAAAGCAUAGCAUAUAUACUUGUAUAGCAUAGCGAGGUGGCGGGAAAGGGAAGUGAGGGUCAGGAGGGAAGAGAGUAAAGCAUAACAUACAGAGAAAUAGAAAGGGCAAGAAACAGAAAGAGAAAGUAAGAUAGAGACAGAUAUAGAGAGAGAGAAAGAGGAAAGAAAAAGGAAGCGAUAGAGAGAUAAAUAAAGAAGGGCAAGGGGGAGAAAGAUAGAAAAAGAGCGAGAAAGACAUAAAUACAUAGAGAGAGAAAGAAAAAGAUAGAGAAAAAAGACAAUAGAUGGAAGCAAAAGAGAGGAAGAAAGAAAUAGAAAAAUGAAGAGAAACAAAGAAGGCCGCCCAGCUCCGCACUCCCUUCAAGCUUCGUACAACUAGUGCGAAGUAUCACGUAAUAACUAGUCAUGUGACGGAAAUCACGUAACGUCAAGUCACGUGACAAAAACAACGUAACACUCACGUGACUAAAACCACGGAACAUGACGUAAGUAGCCACGGGACUAGAAUCAUGUAACUACUCGCGACUAAAAAUCACGCAACGUCUAGUGAAAAUCACGUAACAUUUUGUCAUGCGACUAAAAUCGCGCGACAUUACAUAAUAGCUCGUCACGUGACAUGUCCCCGCCAUAAACCACUUAAUAGUGGCCACGUGACAUGUUCCCACCAAAAACCACGUAACUAAAAUCACAACAUCACCUAACAGGUAGUCACGUGACAUGUCUAGCCAAGUCUAGGCAUACUUGGUACGAUUGGAAAAACAGCCUCUCAGCAAAAAGCUUGGCAAUACUAGCAAAACUUAGCUACCCUAGGUCGAACACUAGCUCCGCUGAUGGUUCCAGCCUUGCGCCAGUAGAGUGCAAGCUGUGCAUUUCUUCUUACGUUCGGAGUUGCACUGGCAACUCUCUUUUAUGUUGUCCCCUGUCCCAGUGUGCACUGUAAUCUCGAUCAACUUAAGGAGUGAAUAAAUGAACUUUACAUGG